Messenger RNA from Rhea pennata, 3358 nucleotides. RefSeq names its product charged multivesicular body protein 4C (gene CHMP4C). Bases 50 to 712 code for a protein of 220 amino acids. The transcript is spliced from 5 exons. Gene Ontology annotation, cellular component: cytoplasmic side of plasma membrane; ESCRT III complex; multivesicular body. The record is from RefSeq and is a predicted model, not a curated record. Gene Ontology annotation, biological process: late endosome to vacuole transport via multivesicular body sorting pathway; vesicle budding from membrane. NCBI's taxonomy places the organism in Eukaryota, Metazoa, Chordata, Aves, Rheiformes, Rheidae.
GUUGGGCAGAGCGGGCGGCCGUUGGUGCGGCCGGGCGGGCGCCGCCGCCAUGAGCAAGAUUUCCAAGUUGUUCAAGGGGGGCGGCUCGGCCGCCUCCCGGAGCCGCGGCGGCCCCUCGCCGCAGGAGGCCUUGGCGCGGCUGCGGGAGACCGAGGAGAUGCUGAGCAAGAAGCAGGAGUACCUGGAGACGAGGAUCGAGCGGGAGCUGGCGGCAGCCCGGCAGCACGGCACCAAGAACCGGCGAGCUGCCUUACAAGCACUGAAGAGAAAAAAGAGGUAUGAGAAACAGUUGAGUCAAAUUGAUGGAACACUCUCAACCAUUGAGUUCCAGAGAGAAGCACUGGAAAAUUCCCAUACCAACACAGAAGUGCUCAAGAAUAUGGGAUAUGCUGCACAAGCUAUGAAAAAAGUGCAUGAAAAUAUGGACUUAAACAAAAUUGAUGAUUUGAUGCAAGACAUCACUGAACAGCAAGAUGUUGCCCAGGAAAUUUCAGAUGCUAUCUCAAACCGAGCUGGGUUUGGUGAUGAGUUUGAUGAGGAUGAGUUGAUGGCAGAAUUAGAAGAACUGGAGCAAGAAGAAAUGAAUAAGAGAAUGACAGAUGUCAGACUGCCAAGCGUUCCAUCCACAUCACUGCCGUCUCGCCCUGUAUCGACCAGGAAGAGAGCAGAAGAUGAAGAUGAAAUGAAGCAGCUAGCUGCCUGGGCUUCAUGAGAGUGUAGUUUUCUUAUAACAUUGAACAUUACCAUGCAGAUGUUAUAGCAUUACCAAUUCAGUGUGGCCGCAUUUCAUACAGAUUGAAUUUUCUUUUUUCUUUUUUUUUCAAGACCACUCAUACUAAAAAUAGUUGUGUGACUUUCAUGUUGCUGAAUUAGUUUAAAAACAAACAAACAAACAAACAAACCUCAAUAGCUGCCAAAAUUUCCUAGCCCUCCAAGCCCCAAAGUUUUUCCGACCUUGGGCAGAGGUUUGUUUUGUUGUUAGAAUGUUGGCAUUGUGAAAGUAUUUUUAUUCAUAUCAACUUUCCUUAGGCAAUGUCUUACUAUUUCUUGCUAUUUUGUGAAACCUGUAUAUCCCACAUAUGUGCACACAGCUGCAUUUAUGAGUAUUCAGUUCCUGUUUGUAUUCGAUUUAUGAAUGGAAAUGAUUUUAACUCUGAGUAAAAGCUGAUGGAAUAUUCUGAAUGUUUGUAAAGCUGAUGUACAUUAUUGCCAAGUUGACUACUUUUUGAUUUAAGGAGUAAAUGCCACUCUGAAUGCUAAACUACUGUAGAUACAGGUAAAUCACUCACUCUUCAAAUGGAAAACAAAAAUUAAAUAGACUACUUUGUAUGAACAAAUUUUAUUUAGUAAGACUUAAGGGUCUGUGCUAUUAGCUUGCUGUCAAUCACAAUGAAAUAGUAAAACACUAUGGACUUCCUGGGAAGUUGGAAAGCAGAGUCAAAGUGGUCUUGGUUUCUUGUUUUCAAGUUAAUCUAAAUUUACUGGUGAUUGAACCACCUAGGAAAUAAUGGAAGACUUGGCGUCUGUAGAUCUGUAGAAGCAUAAGACUGAUGGCUUCUUAUGGUGGGCUUUAGCUUGUGAUUUGCUGGGUCUAGCAGAUGGCUUCAUCCAAUUGCCUGUUAUAUUUUAUGUUAAGUGUAAACAUUAGUAUGUGUAUUUCUGGACAUGGGAUGCUCAGAACCUUUCAAGUUGAGUUCUGUGGAUGAAGCCAAAAAUUUACACUAUGGAAAUAACUUCUCCUUUUUCAAGACUCUUUCAUUCUCUGCAGUGGAAUUGCUUUUGUUUUGCAUCCAUAUGAAUGAAGGAUUGAGUCCUUUUCUGAUUUAUUUCAGAUAAGAUUCCUAUAGGAGAAGAUUAAGUGUGUAAUUCCAUCCUAAAAUUUGGAGACACCAGGAAGAUUAUCCCUUUCUGUUGAGAGAAGAGAAAAACUGGAACAUUCUAUUUUUCUUUUACAUCAGAAAAAAAAAUUAAAACUACUAAAAUUUAAAAAUAUAUUAUGAACUAUCUGUAGGAAACCAAAUACUCCCAAAAUGUCAUUUAGUUUUAUUGCUUGCUGAAAUUCAGGAUAAGAAGCCAGCCAGAAGCCUUCUUGACAGGCAUAAUUAGUAAAAUAGCAAAUAUUCUGAGUUAUUUAGAAUCCAUUUGCUAAGCCAUUUGGCUGGGAUCCCAUUUUCAAGGUUAAGGCAGUCUAUGGAAGUCUCUGAAUUAGGUAGAGAAAGCAUUAGUGUACUCUGCAUAACUGUGCAAGACUCACUGGCCAUGUGCUUGUGAGCACAUCUGUUAUUUAUGAAAGCAAGUGAGGUCAUGCCAAGAUAGUCACAUGCUUAGCUUGGAAAGACUGGCUUCUAGCAUUUGUUCUUUGUUGAAUUACUGGUUUUCCAAUACUUAGCACUUGCAUAACACCAUAUUUAAAAUGUUCUACAGACUAACCAAAAUACAUAUCUCAGCUUCCAGUUCGAAAGUAAAAUGAUUUUCAGUCCGCUUUGGAAAAUGUGGACCUGCAGCUUUUGUGCAAAGAUUGUCCAUGUGAACACACCCCACAGGGAGGAAGAAAUCAUAGGAACAGCCUUCUCCUUUGCAAGCUGAUGUGUGACUGCCAACCUCCAUCAGUGGUUUGGCCAAAUGCCGAUCCUGGGAAGCUUCAGAUAGCUUCAGCUUGUAUCGAUUUCAGAGCAGGCACUUUAAAAACAGAACUUGUGAAGGAGGAAGAACAGUAACCAUGGUCAUUCACCUGAGCUACUCUAAAGGUUUGAGUACAGUGGCUGGUGUUUCAGGACAACGAAGUCAGAGGCUAGGACAUGCUUGAUUUGUGAGGCUAUACUGAGAAGUACUAUAGUCAUGUAUAUCAAACAAAAUACAGCAUGGGCUCCCAUAACUGGAGUGCUUUUUCUCAUAUGUGCUUGUGAGACGGUAGAUCAGUGUUUUUCCUUCAAAAGCAAUGGAAUUGUAGGGUUUUACUUCAUCUGAGGAAGUAGCUCUUUUCUAUGUAAAGUCAGAUGAAACUGUGACAACUGCCUCUUUCUUUUUUGAACAUGUGUCUCUCUUCUGUGACAAGAUGGUAUUUGUUCAGCAUGUAAACAGAUGAGCUUGAAUAGUGUCAAUGUGUUAUUGUAAAUAUGUUCUUUCUAUUAACUCAGACAUAUUUUACAAGAGGACUCUGGAAGCACAUGGUGAACUUGGUGUACUAUAGCUGACUUCUUUUCCUGAUUCUUAUUUAUUUUGGAAAUCUUUUCUUCCAUUAAUAGGCUUGGACAUUUUAAUCUGGGUGUCAUCAAAAAGGGGGAAAUAUUUUAAGAUAAAGUAAAAAAUUAAUAUAUAUAUAUAUAUAUAUAUGUAUGCUGUAAAUAAAUAUUUUGGU